Pezoporus occidentalis (night parrot) is the source of this 3968-nucleotide messenger RNA. RefSeq names its product MORC family CW-type zinc finger 3 (gene MORC3). Gene Ontology annotation, molecular function: ATP hydrolysis activity; zinc ion binding. The transcript has 17 exons. The coding region runs from base 107 to 2875 and encodes 922 amino acids. Lineage: Eukaryota; Metazoa; Chordata; Aves; Psittaciformes; Psittacidae. Gene Ontology annotation, cellular component: PML body; nucleus. The record is from RefSeq and is a predicted model, not a curated record.
CCGCGAGACGGCGCGCUCGGUGCCGGAAGCGUGAGUGGAGGGGGCGAGGCGGAAGUGCGGGUUACAGGCUCUCGCGCCCUCCCCGGCUCUCGCUGUGGCACAAAAGAUGGCGGCGAAAACACAGGGCGGCAUCCGCUUCAGCGCGCUUUGUCCAAAGUUCUUGCAUACCAACUCUACCAGUCACACCUGGCCUUUCAGUGCAAUUGCAGAACUUAUAGAUAAUGCUUAUGAUCCAGAUGUGAGUGCUAAACAGAUAUGGAUAGACAAAACGGUGAUAAACGACACUAUGUGUUUGACAUUCACUGAUAAUGGAAAUGGUAUGAACUCAGAGAAGCUGCACAAAAUGCUAAGCUUUGGCUUCAGUGAGAAGUCUGUGAUGAAUGGCCGUGUUCCGGUAGGACUGUAUGGAAAUGGGUUUAAGUCAGGGUCAAUGCGCCUGGGAAAAGAUGCAAUUGUCUUCACCAAGAAUGGAGAAACCAUGAGUGUCGGCCUGUUGUCUCAGACUUUCCUUGAAGUCACAAAAGCAGAACAUGUCAUGGUUCCUAUAGUGACAUUUAACAACCAUCGACAGAUAAGUGAUCCAGUGGAAUCCAAAAACAGCCUGAAAGCCAUCUUAACACAUUCUUUAUUUUCUACUGAGGAGAAAUUACUGGCAGAGCUAGAUGCUAUAAUAGGGAAAAAAGGAACAAGAAUUAUCAUUUGGAAUCUUAGAAGAGAUAAAAAUGAAAAAACAGAGUUUGACUUUGACAAGGAUAAAUACGACAUCAGAAUUCCAGAAGACUUAGAUGAAACGGGCAAAAGAGGAUAUAAAAAACAAGAGAGACUGGACCAGAUUGUUCCAGAAAGUGACUACUCAUUGAGAGCUUAUUGCAGUAUUUUGUAUCUGAAGCCAACAAUGCAGAUCAUUCUGCGAGGACAAAAAGUGAAAACACAGCUGGUGUCCAAAAGCCUUGCCUUCAUUGAACGUGAUAUAUAUAGGCCAAAAUUUCUGAAUGCUAGAACAGUAAGAAUUACUUUUGGAUUUAACUGCAGAAACAAAGAUCAUUAUGGAAUAAUGAUGUACCAUAAAAACAGACUUAUCAAAGCUUAUGAAAGAGUUGGCUGUCAGUUAAAGGCAAACAACAUGGGUGUUGGUGUAGUUGGGAUCAUUGAAUGCAAUUUUCUAAAACCAACUCAUAACAAACAAGAUUUUGACUACACAAAUGAAUACAGACUUACAAUAGCAGCAUUAGGAGAGAAGCUUAAUGAUUACUGGAAUGAAAUGAAAACAAAGGCAAAUGGAGAAUACCCAUUAGCUUUGCCAGUUGAGGAGAUACAAAAACAGCCUGAUCAGACAUGGGUACAAUGUGAUUCAUGUCUGAAAUGGCGGAAGCUGCCAGAUGGAAUAGAGCAUUUGCCAGAAAAGUGGUUCUGCUCACUGAACCCUGACCCACAAUUCCGGAAUUGUAAUGUGCCAGAAGAACCAGAAGAUGAUGACUUAAUACAUCCUACAUAUGAGAAAACUUACAAGAAAAAAGACAGGGAAAAACUGAAGAAGCGUCUAGAGUUCAGCUACCAGGUCAAUAAUGAAGUGUUUGUAAGAACACCUGUUUCUUCAAGUAAAGACUUCAGAACAUUCUCAGCUGUGAGUGGAAAGGAAUCUGUUCUAAGAUCACUUCUACCAGAAACAUCAAAUGCUUCUGUCAAAAGAUCUCUGCUUACUUUAAAUAGAUCAGUAUCUUCACCUCAUUCUGAUUCUGAUAACAGUCGUAAACGGAAGACACCUACUUGUGUUACACCUGUGUCUUUAAAGACACCUCGAUUAAAUGACAAAACAUUCAACAACCAUGAUGAUGAUGUCAUUAUUUUAGAGGAGAGCAGUACUCCAAAGCCUUCAGCAGAUUCUGAUAUUCCUGUAGUAAAAACUGAAUGUAUUAAUUUGGAUCAAGAAGUGAAGCAGAAAGAAAACUGUGACAUUGGAGAACCUUGCAGUGCAGCUACUUCAGAAUCAAAAACUGAACAGUUGACCUCAUCGACACAGACAGAGCUCCCAAAAUUAGUUGUUAAAAAGGAAGAGAUGGAAGAUGACAUUGCUAUUCAAGUUCCCAGGGCAGGGAUGGAAACUAAAGAGCACAAUGUUAAUGCUGCUUCCGAGACAUCUGUAGAUUUUGGAAAUGAACUGAAAAAUCAGCUGCAAUUAUUAAGCAAAGAAAAAGAAAUGUACAAAAACAAAUGUGAAGUAUUAACCAAACAAGUAGAAACGCUGGAACAAAGGAUUUUUGAAUUGAAUAAUAAGUAUGUAAAAAAAGAAAUGUGCCAUCAGUCGACUGAGACAGUUCCUUCAUUUAAAGAAGAAAGUGGUUGUGAAAGAAGCUUGUCCGAAGUGACCAUUCUGUAUGAACAGGCCUUAGAAGAAAUAGCAAAACUAAAGGAACAAUGUAGUACCCUGCAAAACUUAAAAACUGGAUAUGCAGAUAGUGAAAACAAGAGUGAGGUAGAUGAAAUUGCUGUGCAACUGGAUGAUGUUUUCAGGCAACUGGACAAGUGCAGCAUUGAGAGAGACAGAUAUAAAAGCGAGGCUGAACUACUAGAAGUGGAAAAAAAUCAAUUUGCUUGUCAGUGUGAAGAACUGAAAGCAGAAAUCGCACAGUUAAAAGCUUCAAUUCCACAAGCAGUAGCACGUGCAAAUGAUUCUACCACCAGUAAUGUAGAAGACUCUGUAAAUUUUUCUGAUGGAGAAAGCCUGAAACUACGUUCUCUUCGAGUCAAUGUUGGACAGCUUCUGGCUACGAUAAUGCCUGAUCUAGACUUGCAGCAAGUCAAUUACGAUAUUGAUGUAGUAGAUGAAAUUUUAGGACAAGUUGUAGAACAAAUGCAUGAAAUUAGUAGUACUUAGUAUCUUAAGAUUUUAGCAGACUCUUGCUUGAUCUUCCGUUAUAACCUUUGUUUAGGUUCAAAAUUGUAUAUACUGCUUUAUAUAUUUGACAUAGUUUGAUCAGUAAGUGUAUAUAGUCUGCGUUCAGAUGUUCCCACAGAUGCAUUGGGUGGGUGUUGUCUUUGCUUCCUCUUAAAGGAACACUGUCAAUAUUGACCAACACUGAUGUACUUAAUUAAGGAUUUUGCUUUUAAAAUGUAUUUUUAAUUAAAUUUGCAACUAUUUUUAUUAUUAGGAAUCUUAAUACUUUUCUGCAAAAGUGUUUUGACUUUUGAUCUUAUAUAAGUAUUAAUAUUUGCAAUUCCUUCCUCUUCGAUGAUCUAAGUAGUGGACUAUAUAAAAAUGCAAAAAAGAACUUUCCUUGAUUUUCGUCUCAGAACAAAUCCUCCUAACAUUUUUGUAUACUACAGUAUUGUUUCAUUGCGUUAUGUUGCAUUAAUCGGAUGGAAAUGUAACUAGUAGAUUAAAAUUUUGGCCAUAUGGGUAGUAUUUGUGUUUCACUACCAAAGCAAGAAAAAAUCUGUAAGGGUUUUAUCCUGAGCACGGGUGAUAUUUAGCUCCCUUCUGGACUUUGAUGUCACUAAAGAACAUUACCUGUACAUAGCUUUGCAGCAUAAACAACUCCAUGGGAUAUGGCUAGGAUAUUUCAGCUGUUUCAGUGAUGGAAACCACACGCCUGUUUGUGUCCUGCCCCUGCUAUGUGAUUGUUGUUUUCUACAUCUAAGAGCUUGUCUAUUUGAGCGCAGUCACAGGGAUUUUCGGUUGUACCUGUAGCUCCCAUUAGAAUGCAGGAGGGCUGGUUCAUAAGUCCAGGUGUGUACCGUAGUGCUCAUGCAAAAACUUCCCAGGAAGCGGGAAGAAGUGGUACCAAGAGAAGUUGCUGUUACAGUGGUGACUGUAUUUUCAGUCAGUUGCAUGCUUUUCUUUUGAAGUCAUCAGGAAUGAGAAGAAAGGUGGCAAAGACAGCAAAUCCACCUUUUACUAUGUGAUGGUAUUUGUCAUCCAAACAGUAAUCAAGAAAAAAUGGUUCUUGCUUAAAAAAAAAAAAAAUAAA